Messenger RNA from Physeter macrocephalus (sperm whale), 864 nucleotides. It is a transcript of the gene PTRH1, whose product is annotated as peptidyl-tRNA hydrolase 1 homolog. Lineage: Eukaryota; Metazoa; Chordata; Mammalia; Artiodactyla; Physeteridae. Gene Ontology annotation, molecular function: peptidyl-tRNA hydrolase activity. The record is from RefSeq and is a predicted model, not a curated record.
AUGGCAAGUCCUGCCUCUGUCACCUAUGGUCAAGGUCUCACGCUCACACUGGCCUCUGCUCUCCUCCUGGUCCCCCUCAGCUCCUACCUCCAGCUACUGACACCCAAAACCCUGCAGCUCAGGCCCUGCCCCAAGCCACAGGCCUUGGGGGUCCAGCAGCUUCUUGCAUAUCCUGGGGCGGGGUCUGGGCCAUUAAUUGGGGCGUCAUGGGGCCGUUUGGCCUCUCUACGCGCAGGACUGUGGUUGAGUCGGGCCGUGAGCCGGUGCGUUUUGGAACCCCGGCCCCCGGGGAAGCGGUGGCUGGUGGCCGGCCUGGGGAACCCUGGACUGCCCGGCACGCGGCACAGCGUGGGCAUGGCGGUGCUGGGGCAUCUGGCGCGGCGGCUACGUGUGGCGGAGAGCUGGGCGCGCGACCGGCGCUGUGCCGCCGACCUCGCCCUGGCUUCGCUCGGGGAUGCCCAGCUGAUGCCCCCACGGCGGCUCAUGAAUGUCAACGGGCGCAGCGUGGCCCGGGCCACGGAGCUGUUUGGACUGGCUGCUGAGGAGGUCUGCCUGGUGCAUGAUGAGCUCCACAAGCCGCUGGGGAAACUGGCUCUGAAGUUGAAAGGAAGUGCCCGGGGCCACAAUGGAGUCCGUUCCUGUAUUAGCUGCCUUGACUCUAACAUGAGUCCUGCACUGGGUCGGGCAAUGCCACGGCUGCGGGUGGGCAUCGGGCGCCCGACACACCCGGACACAGUGCAGGGCUGCGUGCUGGGCCACUUCGCCCCUGCUGAGCAGGAGCUGCUGCCUCCAUUGCUGAGCGCCACCGACCUGCUUCUGGACCACAUCCGUGAGCAAAGCCAGAGGCCUUCGUCCGGCCCCUGA